AUGGACGUCCCAGCGAACCUUCCAGCGAGCGCGCACCCAGGAACCCUCCACUACAUCCCACCCAACCUCUCCGCCUUCGAGCCCACCAAGCCCCUCGUCCGCUCCGCCAAUGUCAACACCCUGCUAUGGGUUGGCGGCAUGUUCGACACCCCGGGAAGCGUCUCCUACCCUUUCUCCAUCGCGCAGUCCCUCGGCCCAACGUGGACCGUCAUGACCGCCCUACUCGGCUCGAGCGGUCUCAGCUGGGGCGUUAGCAGCAUCGCGCGAGACGCAGAGGACAUGGCCAAGAUCGUCGCAUACAUCAAGGAGCUGCGCCCGGGCGGCAUGAUCAUCAUCAUGGGCCACUCCACGGGAUGUCAAGACUGCAUGGAGUAUAUCGUAGGCAAGAAUGCGGAGAAGCGACCAGCUGUGGAUGGGAUCAUACUGCAAGCGCCGGUGUCCGAUCGCGAGGCCAUCAUGAACGACCUACCCGAAGCCUUUAUGCAUGAGGCGAACCAGCUGGCGCUGCAGAUGUGUCGUGAUGGGAAGGACAAGGACGCCAUGCCGAAUCGCUUGACGAAGCAGGUUUUUGGACGGAUCGCGAUUACGGCUCGGCGCUGGGUGGACAUUUCUUCUCCAGGACCUUAUCACGAGGGUGCGGACGAUUACUUCAGCAGCGAUCUGCCGGACAAGAGGUUGCGCGGGACGUUCGGGAAGCUGCCUGCGAGUACGCCGCUGCUUAUUCUGUACGGUGGCGCGGACGCAAGUGUGCCGGAGCACGUUGACAAGCGCAGGCUGGUGCAGAAGUGGAUGCACAUCACAGAAGGCGGCGGCGGGAGCGUGGAUGGUCUAAACGGCGGUGUGGUAGUAGGCGCGACGCACAAUCUCAACGCGCAGGCGGAGACGAUUGUGCAGGAUCUUGUGCGUCGGGUGGCCGGCUUCAUUGCGCGGAUGGAAAAAGGCGAGAUUGGCGCUGCUGCGGGCGAAGUCAUACGGGUCGACUCGAGCUUCGCGGACUAUGAGAAGGCCACGACGGCAUCUUCAUCAUCCAGCCUGACCACCGAUGAAGCUGAAGACCAGGACUUCAUCCCAAACGCCGGCAUUGACCCGGAACCGUUUCUCAAUCUCAAGAAGCACGUCUCGUGGAACCCUGAGCCUAUUGACCCGGCCGACUUCCUCCAGCUUUUGUGGGGGCAGUUCGAGCACAAGCAGCGGGUGCAGGCGGGCGGUGUUGAGGACAAGGGUGAUUGGGGCACGACGCUGGAUUCGAUUGAAGAGGGCGGGGAACAGCGUGCGCCUGAUGAGAUCUACUGGGAGUAUGACGAGCAGUGCGGGAUGCAGGAGGGGAUCUUCGCGGAUGAUGUGGACGCUUCGUUUGGGAGUGAGAGUACGUUGAUUGAGUGGUAG
This is a messenger RNA of Saxophila tyrrhenica, 1386 nucleotides long. RefSeq lists its product as uncharacterized. The record is from RefSeq and is a predicted model, not a curated record. Lineage: Eukaryota; Fungi; Ascomycota; Dothideomycetes; Mycosphaerellales; Extremaceae. The transcript is spliced from 3 exons. The coding region runs from base 1 to 1386 and encodes 461 amino acids.